Molecule: messenger RNA, 2601 nt
Organism: Monodelphis domestica (gray short-tailed opossum)
Lineage: Eukaryota; Metazoa; Chordata; Mammalia; Didelphimorphia; Didelphidae
Gene: TRIM58
Product: tripartite motif containing 58
Molecular function (GO): zinc ion binding; protein binding
Source: RefSeq, a predicted model, not a curated record
UCUUUGGGUCACAUCUCCCCGUAUUGAAAACAAGGGAGGAACCAGUGUAGUUAGGUUGGUAAGAAAUAACAGCUGCUAUCAGAAAAGUCAGGCAGUGGGUGUGUUGGUGCUAGAGAAAGCAGCAGCCAUGGCUACAGGUUUUCCUGUAGAAAGACUUAAAGAAGAAGCAAAAUGUCCAAUCUGCCUGGAUUUCUUGCAGGAUCCAGUCAGUGUGGACUGUGGCCACAGCUUCUGCCUCCAAUGCAUCACUGAAUUCUGUGAAAAAUCAGACAGUUCUCAAGGGAGUGUCUACUCCUGUCCACAGUGCAGGAGUCAAUUUCACCAAAAUAGCUUCCGUCCCAAUCGACAGUUGGCCAGUAUGGUAGAGAGCAUCAAACAGUUGGGCUUAAGCUCUAGUCCAAAGAAAACCUGGUUAUGUGAGAGCCAUAGAGAAGAGUUGAACUACUUCUGUGAAGAAGACCAAAUCCCAUUAUGCUGGAUGUGUGAUACCUCCCCAGAGCACAGAACCCAUAAGACCAUUCCUCUAGAGGAAGCUACCAGAAGCUAUAAGGUAAAAGUCCAAUUGGCUUUGGAACAUGUGAAACAGGAGAUGGAAGAGGUGUUGAAUCAUGAAACUAAUGUGGGGAAGAAAAUAGUCAUUUGGAAGGAAAAGGUGGAGCUAUGGAGACAGCAAUUCAUGUUGGAGUUUCAGAAACAGCAUGGAUUUCUGAUUCAGGAGGAGCAACAGCAGCUGCGUAGACUAGAAGAGGAGGAGAGAGUGACUCUACAAAAACUGAAGGAGAGCAAGGCCAAACUAGCUCAACAGAGUAAAACUCUAAGGAAUUUAACUAUGGAGCUGGAAGAAUGUAGUCAGUGCACAGCUUGGGAUCUACUGGAGAAUGUAAAAGACGUCUUGAGAAGGAGUGAGAAGGUAACAUUUCAGCAGCCAGAACUCAUUUCAAUGGACCUGAAGACAACGUGUUGUGUCCCUGGAAUGAUGAUGAUGCUCAAGAGGUUUCAAGUUAAUGUGAGGUUGGAUCCUGCCACAGCUCACCCCAGCCUUCACCUUACUGAGGAUCAACAAAGCAUUUGGGAUGGACAUAUAUGGCAGGAAGUUCCCAACAACUCAGAGAGAUUUGACACAUGGCCUUGUGUUCUGGGCAUGGAGAGUUUCACUUCAGGAAAACAUUACUGGAUAGUGACUAUGGAAGAUAAGACAGAAUGGGGGUUGGGAGUUUGCCUGGAUACAGCCUCACGAAAGGGAGAGGCCACACCAUCCCCUGAAAAUGGAGUCUGGGCACUGUGGCUGCUGGAAGGGAAUGACUACAUGGUUCUUGCAACCCCAUCAGUUCCAUUCUUCCAAAGGAACCGGCCAAAAGGAAUUGGAGUUUUCUUAGACUGUGAAGCUGGGGAAGUGUCCUUUUACAACACCACAGAAGAAAACCACAUCUAUACAUUCACCCAUGUGUUAUCAGGAAUCAUUAGACCCUAUUUCUUCAUUUGUGAUUCAGCUCCUUUGACACUGAUCCCAGAGACAGAAAGGAGGAAUUAGGUUCUUUCCUCUUAGGAGUCCUUUUGUAUAUGUAUAGGUCAUCCAAAAAUGCCAUUUAAAUUAUCAUAAAGAAGAAAUCUUUGACCCAAGACUUUUUUUUAAUGGCAGCAAAAGAAGAAAACUUGAUUCUAGUAUUAAAAAGAACUUCUUAGAAAGUCUCCCCCCACUGAGAUUAUGUGAAAGAGCACCUAAGCUAGCUUCAUAUUAACAUUUUCAACUCCCUAGAUUUUUUCCCAUGGGGAAAGAAGCAUAAAUUUGAAAUUUCUAGAUUGGGAAAGCACUUUGUUUAUGAAUGGAAGUGAUUUGCCUAUGUGAUUGAAUUACUGAUACUUUCUUUAUUAUUAUUAUUUUUAAUAAACCCUUACCUUCCAUCUUGGAAUCAAUACUGUAUAUUGGUUCCAAGUCAGAAGAGUAGUAAGGAUUAGACCAUGGGGGUCCAGUGACUUGCCCAGGGUAACACAGGUAGGAAGUGUCUGAGGCCAUAUUUGAACCUAGGACCUCUCAUCUCUAGGCCUGGCUCUCAAUCCACUGAGCAACUCAGCUGCCCCCUGAUACUUUCUUUAAAAACAUGUUGUCAGCUAAGGACCAGAUGGGCGGUCCUGGGUUCAAAUCUGGCCUCAGACACUUCCUAGCUGUGUGACUAAGGGCAAGUUACUUAACCUCCAUUACCUAGUCCUUAUUACCCUUUUGCCUUCAAAUCAAUAUGCAAUAUUGAUUCUAACAUGGAAGGUAAGGGUUUUUAAAACAACAACAACAAAAACACAUUAGUAGGGGCAGCUAUGAGGCUCAGUGGAUGGAAAGUCAGGGCUAAAGAAACGAGGUCCUCGGUUCAAAUCUGGCCUCAGACACUUCCUAGCUGUAUGACCCUGAGCAAGUCACUUUACACCAAUUGCCUACUCCUUACCACUCUUCUGUCAUAAAACUAACACCCAGUAUUGAUUCUAAGAGAGAAAAUAAAGGGUUUAAAAAAUAUAUUAGCAAAAAAAAAUCAGUCCCUUUUUGUGUUGUCUGAAAGUAAUUUGUAAUUUGUCUUAUGUAUCUAUUAAUUUAUUAAUCAUUAAACGAUUACU